CGAUCAGUAUUCAGUUAGUUCGCGAUCGUCUCAGUGUCAAUACGGGUUUGCAAACACUUCUCACCAUUGUUAGUCGUUGUUUUGUUUUCUUUUUUUUUGUCGACCCACAGCUGAUAGCUGCGCAACUUCGGGGUCACCAACGGCCACGGCGCCUCGCUGGCGAAGGUCUCGCAAAGCACCGGUCGGUGGAUGCAAGCGAUCGUAAUCAGUGUUAAUUACUUUCACUUACUGCUUGUUGCGUGAUAUAUAACACUUUCGAGAAGAAGUUAAAAGUGAUAUUUGUUAAAGUACUCGCCGGCCAUUAUGAGGGCGUUUAAAUUGAUCUGCUUCGGCGCAAUUUUUUUAAUUGCUUUUGCUUCGCUUACAGAUGCUCAAUGGUUCGGUAGCAAAAAGAAGAAGGAAGAAGACCCGAACGUUGCUCUACUCUCGUAUACUCCGGUAGAUCCAGACUCGGUUCCACCGCCCGUGGUUGUUACUUCAACUACGACUAGUACCACAACUCCUGCGCCUACUACUACUAAAAAGAAGGGAUUCUUUGGUGGACUUUUCGGUGGAAGUAGUAAGAAGGACAAGGAGGCUACAUCGACUACUACAACAACGGCAAAGCCAACUACGACUUCAACAACAGUUGCAAGUACAACGAAAAAAUCGGGUGGCUUCUUCGGAGGCCUCUUCGGCGGAGGUAAAAAGGACAAAACUAGUACUACAGUUGCACCCAGCACAACAAAAGCCACGCCAACAUCUACGGCCAAAUCAGUUGUUUCUUCCACGGUAGCCUCUCCUACUGUGAGUACAAUCAAAUCUCCAACUGCCAAGGAUGUGCCGAUUCCUUCAGUUCCGACGACGGCAGCUUCUGCACCUAAACCUCCAUCAGUCCCACCCAAACCUGUGUCAUCAACUCCUACAUCUGCCUUUCCUCCGCUUCCACCGAAACCGGGCAGCCCAACACCGGCAUCUGUCCCAACUUCAACCAUAGCUAGUGCCUGGAAUAAACCACUUCCGAAGGAUCCAGUGGGUACUCCAGGCGUAAGCUUUGUACCAACACAACCUCCAGCACCCGGUGCUUCGAGUAGAGGAACAACUCCGAGAUACAGCGAAGGACCAACGGCAACCGACGAAGAGCUGGCUACCCUAUCCGAGCAACUGUUCUCCAAGGAAAAUAGUCAACUGACCAAAUACGUCCGUGCUAACUACCAACGUCAAACACUAUCCUCGUCUACCCUGGAUGAAGCACCCGAACCCUUCCUCUCCGUCGAUGAACGCCAAGUCUAUGCCGUUCCGACGAUCGAGAAAAUGCGUGCUCUGUUCAAUAACUACGAACUGGACACGAUGGUCAACGAGCACGUAACUGCGAUGGAGAAGAAAGAAGAGAACGACUUCGUAGACGCACUGCUUGCGACGAACGUAAUGCGAAGUGCCAUGCUAUUCCUGCAGAAGAAGGGUGUGGUGACUGCAGAUCCAAAGACACACCACGAGCUGCUAAAGACCAUCUGGUUCAAUCUGUACUCGCGAGGAAACGGCAAAAUAGGUAGCAGCGGGUUUGAGCAUGUUUUCCUAAAUGAAAUCAGCAACGGGACGAUGAUCGGACUGCACAACUGGUUGUAUCUGUACGAACAGGAAAAGGCUGGUCAUCUCGACUAUCAGGGUUACCUGAAGAAGUUUGAUCUUGGAAGUAAAGGAGAAAUCGCUAAAGUCCGGCUGACCUUCGACAAGUUACCGAAGCCAUCCAACUCACUGUUUGUGGCCACCUCCCCGGAGCUGGAGUUCGCUCUAUACACGGUGUGCUUCCAGAUGCGAGCCGACACCGAGUGUCCGCUGGCGUACAAUGGGAAAAAGUUCACCAUCAAAACGUUCACGUUCCGCUACCGGGGCAAGAAUCUGAUUGGUGGUGCUUGGCCUAAUUUCUAAAACUUCUAGCAGGAGUCUGACGAAGAGCGCGAAACCUUCUCUAUAAGGCGUAAUCAUCUCUGUAUAUUUUGUAAAAAAUGGAAAUAUAUGCACCGAUUAAACUGCUCAGUUAA
Molecule: messenger RNA, 2021 nt
Organism: Topomyia yanbarensis
Lineage: Eukaryota; Metazoa; Arthropoda; Insecta; Diptera; Culicidae
Product: endoribonuclease CG2145-like
Exons: 4
Coding region: 304-1908 (534 amino acids)
Molecular function (GO): RNA endonuclease activity
Source: RefSeq, a predicted model, not a curated record